GACCGUGAAUAGUGUUAAAAGUGACGCAGUAUAAUUACAAAAUGCCUGAGAUUGCUGAAGUUGCGCGCAUUGUGCAUUUCCUGCGCAUCCAUCUGGUUGGCAAGAAGAUUGCAAAUGCAUGGGCCAUUGACGAUGGUAACGUCUUUGGAAAAGUCGGAACUACUGGCGCAGCAGUGCAGGCAGCAUUGAAGGGUAAUAAGGUUGUUUCAGCGGGAAGCCAAGGCAAAUACUUUUGGAUUACUCUCGAGAAGCAGCCGCAUCUAGUGAUGCACUUUGGAAUGACAGGCUGGGUUCAUAUCAAACAGGAUAUGACUGCUUACACAAACUACUACAAGAAGAUGGGUGACACCACAUACGAACAAUGGCCUCCAAAGUUUUGGAAGUUCCAUCUCAAAACAGAAGGUCCCGAUCCGGUUGAAAUUGCUUUUACAGAUGCGCGCCGGUUUGGAAGAGUUCGUUUGGUAGACUGCCCUGCAGCCGAUAUUCGAAAACACUCGCCUCUUGUGGAAAACGGCCCAGAUCCUGUCGUUGACAAAGAUCGAUUCACGCUCGACUACUUUUCUGGAAGGACGAAAUCGCGACAUGUCCCAAUCAAGGCUCUUCUCCUUGAUCAAACAUUCAUUAGUGGAAUCGGCAACUGGGUUGCUGAUGAGACCCUGUAUCAGGCCAAGGCGCACCCGGAACAGUACUGCAAUGAGUUUGAUGACGACGAGAUUAAGAGUAUUUACGAAGCCAUCAACUAUGUGUGUGGACUAUCUAUCGACAAGCUUGGAGACUCGGACCAGUUUCCUGACCAUUGGCUGUUCAACCAUAGAUGGGGUAAGGGCGAUAAGGGACCCAGUAGGCUUCCCAACGGUGAAAAGUUGGACUUUAUUACUGUUGGUGGUCGCACUAGCUGCUAUGCACCAGGUAUUCAAAAGAAGACUGGUGGUAAAGCUGGGCGUGUGAAGAGCGAAGUCAAGUCGGAGGACGAUGCUCCUGAGCCUAAGGAGUCGAAGAAGAGUGUGAAGAAGAACGUGAAGAAGGCUGUUGUUAAGAAGGAGGAAGAAGAUGAAGAGGAUAAAAAGCCAAUCUCUAAGAAAAGACGAGCCCCAAUGGACCAAAGCCCUGUUGAGAGCAAGAAGGGCAAGACCCAAGCCAAGCCGGCGGAAUCAACAGGUAGAAGACGAUCAGCAAGACUACGAGAGUAGUUGAAGAGGCCCUAUUAGGAUAUCUAUUUUUGUAUAAUAGUUGGAUAUCAUUAAUCUAUUGGUUACCAUGUACAUUAAUAUGACACUGACAGCGCCAAGAUGCUCUGAGUGUCUAACCCCAAGUAACGAGAGUGCCGCCAUACCGCACUAUGAAUUUCUUUUAAAACCAGGACUUCAUUAGAAGAAAAAGGUCAAACGUCAAGAUACGCCAAGUGCAAUGCAACACUAAAGCAAAGAUAGAAGGUUUGGUAUCAUGUCUUCAGCCUCAGAAUGGAGGUGAAGAGGAGCGUCAUUAAUUGCUUUCGACGGCAAAGCCGACAACGUAGUUGGCGUUGCAGUCGGGAAUGUGAAUAGGGAUCAGAGUGAGGGUAUUUGUAAACUGCUGGCCGGUCUUUUUGUAGUUGAUUAGAUUUGUUUGAAUUUCGGUAUGCGAACUCAGUGCAUUUCGUAUUUGUUUGACUGAUGGGAGAUUCUUUUCUCUGACGUUCCGCAGGUUUGGUUGUAGGCUUUGUGGUCGUUGGAGGAAUCUGCAGUUGCGGCCGAUGAUUUCAUCUGUGUUGUAUCCUGUCAUGGAACAAAAGGCAUCAGUGACAUAGAUGGCUGGGGUAUCAGCCUGGUCGAGAUCGCAUACGAUUAGUGAUACAGAGCAGUCUACUGGCCCAAGAUGAACCUGGGGGUUUGGCCUCCCCAUAACAUAAAA
Messenger RNA from [Torrubiella] hemipterigena, 1890 nucleotides. Lineage: Eukaryota; Fungi; Ascomycota; Sordariomycetes; Hypocreales; Clavicipitaceae. The record is from the annotation of a GenBank genome assembly.